This is a messenger RNA of Acanthoscelides obtectus, 381 nucleotides long. NCBI's taxonomy places the organism in Eukaryota, Metazoa, Arthropoda, Insecta, Coleoptera, Chrysomelidae. The record is from the annotation of a GenBank genome assembly.
AUGUUCAAGGUCACACUUCAAGGUCAGUCGGAAACUCAAGGUCACACUUCAAGGUUAAUCGAAAACACAAGGUCACACUUCAAGGUUACUCGAAAACUUAAGGUCACACUUCAAGGUCACUCGAAAACUCAAGGUCUCGCUUCAAGGUCACUCAGAAACUCAAGGUCACUCGGAAACUCAAGGUCACGUUUCAAGGUUACAUUUCAAGGUUGGCACCGAAGGUCAGCUCUCAAGGUCGUUUGGCACCGAAGGUCGGCGCUCAAGGGGGUCCCAGAACAUACAAACCCUAUCUACUAGCCUAAAUAUUUAUACUGUUCAUCUUGCUGCAUUCCUUCAAUUUUCCCUUGCACUUGGUUCGGUACAUAUCCUGAAUGUUUACUC